CUAAUGAUGAAGAUGUCAAGAUCUGAAACCAAAUCCUAUGAGUGACGAUUGGACGCCAGGUGCCGUGUUACUUCAAAAAAUGACAGACUGUCUGCGAGAACCUGCUUUAUUUGUGGGAGAAAUUCAUGAUGAAUUUGACUUAUUAGUGCCUCCAGCAUCUGGAGAGGAAUACAUCAAACGUGUAGUGCUAGAAGCACAGCAGUGCGAUGAUGUAGUAGUAGCAGAAAUUUCAAACACACGCUUGAAGCCUCCUGUUGCAGCAGUUCACCCUUUAGCAGGAUGUGUGGAGGCUCCAUCAACUGUGACUCCGUCUCUAGACUGGCAACAGUGUCAGUUGGCCGACUUUUCUUCACUAAGAUUAGACAUUGCUCAGAUCAAAAAUGAAAUUUUGAAUUCAAAGCAACUUCGUCAAUCACUAAAUGCACAUUUGCCAGGUACAGAGGACCAAGAAGGUUGGCUACAUUAUUGUCUGAAUAAUCAACGACCGCUGCUGAGUUUAAUAUUGUCUAUGAACCAGCCUUUAGUUGAACAAGGCAUAGAAUUGUUAAUAGAAACCAUAGAGGAGAAGGGAUCAAUUGGGCAAGAGCAUGGGGAAUGGACUUACAGCUUGCUUGCUGCUCUUGAGUUGCCUUUGAACCCUGAGACUUGUUCGAGUUUACGCUCACUUGCUAGAGCAUGCUCAGUCAUUCGAGCCAAGACGGUAUUGAAAUGUACUCAGGCGGAAGACAACGCGCAAGAAAUCGCAGCCACAAAUCUGUUUAUCUGUCUGGUCGCAAGAUAUUUUCGACAAAUGGAUUUGGCGGAUCCUUGAUACACAAUGGUCUCCUAUGCAGAUAAAAAAAUUUUCUCAUAUUUGUAACGUAAUCAUAGAAUAAAUUUACGA
Messenger RNA from Athalia rosae (coleseed sawfly), 883 nucleotides. It is a transcript of the gene Gem2, whose product is annotated as gem-associated protein 2-like. Lineage: Eukaryota; Metazoa; Arthropoda; Insecta; Hymenoptera; Athaliidae. The record is from RefSeq and is a predicted model, not a curated record. Gene Ontology annotation, cellular component: SMN complex; spliceosomal complex; nucleus. Bases 38 to 811 code for a protein of 257 amino acids. Gene Ontology annotation, biological process: spliceosomal snRNP assembly; spliceosomal complex assembly. The transcript is spliced from 5 exons.